This is a messenger RNA of Plectropomus leopardus (leopard coralgrouper), 519 nucleotides long. NCBI's taxonomy places the organism in Eukaryota, Metazoa, Chordata, Actinopteri, Perciformes, Serranidae. The record is from RefSeq and is a predicted model, not a curated record.
UCCUUAGAUAUUUGUAAGGUUGCACGCAUUCAACAGUUGACCUUUAAUCUGAUUAUUACUAACUUCUAUCUUUAUUUCCAUCUCUUCCUUUUUAACAGUGCCCUAACACAGUUUUUCCAGAUCUUUCCUGAGUAUCAGUCCAAUGAGUUUUAUGCAACUGGGGAGUCUUAUGCAGGGAAGUAUGUUCCUGCCGUUUCUUACUACAUCCAUAAAAACAACCCCACUGCCAAAGUGAAAAUUAACUUGAAGGGGAUGGCCAUUGGUGAUGGGCUCUGCGAUCCAGAAAUGAUGCUGGGUGGUUAUGGUGAGUUCAUGUUCCAAACAGGCAUGAUAGACGAACUACAACAACAGUAUGUGGACCAGCAGACAGACCUCGGAGUCAAACUCAUCCAGCAAGAGAAGUGGCUGGAGGCUUUUCAGGUUUUUGACAGCUUGCUGAAUGGUGAUGUGAGUCCAUAUCCGUCCUUCUUCCAAAAUGCUACUGGCUGUACCAACUACUUCAACUACCUGGCAUGUCAG